AUGCCUCGAGGACGCGGAAGAUCUAACACCAGCCGUGGCGGUCGCAAGUCUCAACGAAAUCGUCGUACUCCAGCUCGCUUCCAAAAUGUUGCGACUAUAGACGUAACUGACUCACCUCCGCAAGAAUCGUCAGCACACAUUGGAGAUCCCACUGUACUACAGUCCACGAACUUCCCCAGCGAUGUCAUCACAGUUAGCAGAAGCGAACUCGCAGAUCUCGUUCGUAGCCUACAACAGCAAGGAAACUGUCAAACGCAGCCGAAUAAUAUUUCGCAACCGCCGGCUGCUCCACAACUGUCGGCAAGCCUCGUGUCAUCACGCGACCCAAGCCAAACAACGCCAUCAAGUUUAACGCCAACUGACUCUCUCACAAAUAACAGCCUUCCGAUUACCUUGCCAAUAGCUAGUCAACAUAAUGCGAUCGUACACAAUAAUACCGCUCAUCAAGACAAUUCGAUGUUUCAACAACUUCCAGCUACUACAAGCCAAGCAUCGCUAGCUCACGCUAAUCCUAGUCAACAAAGUUUUGCUACCGGGGGUCAUUUCAACGCAACCAACAUGGCCGCUCCCAUACAACGUUUCGCCGGUGAGGGCAUUCUCACUUCCGCUUCCGGUAUCAACACUGUGACACAGGCGAUGCCGAUGUUGAACAAUGCCAGCAUUGCAGUUCCUCCUAUCAUCCCACCUGCAGACUUGUUUUUACCAUACGUCGACCAGCAAAUACUCAAUCAACUAGCAAACCGGGAUAUUGCGGUUUCAACGACUGGCACCUCAGGCAGACAGGGUCCCAACCAAAACUCCGGACCUGUGCACCCUCUUAACGGCUCCGAUGUGCGACGUAGUCCCGUCAACCUCACACAACAAGCCUGCCACUACAUCAACCUGAGCAUUGCACCAGGUACACGACGGACAUAUCAUGCGGGACAAACUCGCUAUCUUCUCUUCUGUCGCAUGUAUGGAAUGAAUCCUUAUCCACUAACGCAACGCUCAACGAUUCUGUUUAUGACACAUCUCGCAACAUCGUCACUUACCUAUGGCACGCUAAAAGUUUACCUCGCAGCUAUCAUCCGUGCACACAUCGAAGCUGGCUUCACCUCAUCAAUACGCGACGACCUCCUUCUUCACUUCACUAUGCAAGGCAUUAAAAGACAUCACGGCGUGCCAAAUCGUGUAAAACUCCCAAUCACCAUUGCACUAAUGCGAAUGCUUAAGAACACCGUCGCAAACCAUCCCACUAUUUGCGACCAUGACAAAGCUAUGUUGUGGUCUGCCUUUACACUGGCGUUCUUCGGCUUCUUGAGAGUCAGCGAAUUUGUCGCACCCACGUCAAUGACCUUCGAUCCACAACGCACUUUACUGACGGCAGACAUCACGUGCAACACAGACCUCGUCAUUGCGCUCAAGGCGUCUAAGACAGACCCAUUCCGCCGGGGAUGUAACAUCAUCAUCGCACCCUCACAGUCAUCGGUCUGCGCCGUGCAGGCAUACCAGGCGUACAAAGCACUACAUAGUUCCGUCGCUCACCUACCCGCAUUCCAGUUCGCCAACAGUAAUUUCCUCACGCGGCAAGCUGUUAGCAACCACAUUCGAGACCUUCUCACUCGCGCAUCUGUACCAGAUGUUAACCGUUACACUACUCACAGUUUCCGCAGUGGUGCAGCCACGACAGCUGCCGAUGCAAAUCUUCCGGACUGGUUGAUCAAGGCACUGGGCAGGUGGCGCAGCGACGCCUACCAGACGUACAUUCGCACACCCCCCAGCAUCAUCCGCUCAGUUCCGGGUCACUUGUCACUUGCUCUUCCUUAACUGUAAUUUCGACAUUUGUCUUGAGAUUUCAUUUCGUUUUCGUUACAUGUAUUUGCAGUGUAUUUAGUUUAAUGUUUCAUCGGUCUAACCAUGCUUUGUUUUAUCCUAUCGCGAUAGACUUUGUAACACAUCAUCCUGCCUUUAAUUUGGGGGUUUCCACCACAGACCAAGCAGACUUUACACGGGUACCCACGCUGUCCAUCCCCCUGGGGUUGUGAGUCUAUCUGCAGGCUCCCGCCAGGGGGACGCCAGCCAUGACGCCCGCCUGUACAGUCUCUGCUGGUGGAAGGUUGCAACCAGGUACCACGCGCUCGGCGUCAUGAUGCAAUUCACAGGCGAGUCGCAUCAUGGAGCUGUUCGCUGCGACGCCUGCGUCUGCAAUUCGCUCCCCCUUCCACUUUUG
Molecule: messenger RNA, 2209 nt
Organism: Saccoglossus kowalevskii
Lineage: Eukaryota; Metazoa; Hemichordata; Enteropneusta; Harrimaniidae
Biological process (GO): DNA integration; DNA recombination
Molecular function (GO): DNA binding
Source: RefSeq, a predicted model, not a curated record